Molossus molossus (Pallas's mastiff bat) is the source of this 674-nucleotide messenger RNA. RefSeq names its product single stranded DNA binding protein 1 (gene SSBP1). Lineage: Eukaryota; Metazoa; Chordata; Mammalia; Chiroptera; Molossidae. The coding region runs from base 129 to 575 and encodes 148 amino acids. Gene Ontology annotation, molecular function: single-stranded DNA binding. Gene Ontology annotation, cellular component: mitochondrial nucleoid. The record is from RefSeq and is a predicted model, not a curated record. The transcript is spliced from 7 exons. Gene Ontology annotation, biological process: positive regulation of helicase activity; mitochondrial DNA replication.
UUCCGGUUUCUUUUUCCUCUCGCGAGCCUUGCGUCGCGGCUGCGUCGGGAAGUGACCUCCUGGCUUGGUUCGGCUGGAGCGUCAGUAAAGAGUGAAGAUUAGAUUGUAGGAACAGAAAAAUAGAAGCAAUGUUUCGAAGACCUGUAUUACAGGUGCUUCAUAAAUUUGUAAGACAUGAGUCUGAAAUAGUAAGCAGCUUGGUUCUUGAAAGAUCUCUGAAUCGUGUGCAGUUGCUUGGGCGAGUGGGUCAGGACCCUGUCAUGAGACAGGUGGAAGGGAAAAACCCAGUCACAAUAUUUUCUCUAGCAACCAAUGAGAUGUGGAAAUCAGGAGACAAUGAAGCAUACCAACUUGGUGACGUCAGUCAAAAGACAACAUGGCACAGAAUUUCAGUAUUCCGACCAGGCCUCAGAGAUGUGGCAUAUCAGUAUGUGAAAAAGGGGUCUCGAAUUUUUGUGGAAGGGAAAGUAGACUACGGCGAAUACAUGGAUAAAAAUAAUGUGAGGCGACAAGCAACAACAAUCAUAGCUGAUAACAUUAUAUUUCUGAGUGACCAGACAAAAGAGAAGGCGUAGAGUGGACCAUUCUUCUUCCACCACUGUUUGGUACAGUCUCAUUUCCGAAUCAUGUAUAGUCUUUAUAGUAUCUAAGGACAAUAAUUAAAAUAUUCUUUU